AUGUUACAAUGCCACAGGUUUAAUUUUUUACCUGCAAUUUUUCGACAAGUCCAGGUAAUGAGAUUUGCGGUUGAAGAAAUCAACAACUCCACCACCCUGCUGCCUAAUGUGAGGCUUGGCUAUGAGAUUUUCGAUUACUGCUCAGAUACCCGCAACUUCAAUUCUGUUCUUGACUUCCUGGUGGAAAACGGAUCGGUUCCAGUCAAAAACAGCAGUAUCUACGAACCAAAAAUCAUAUCUGUAACUGGACCAUUUGGUAGCACAGAAACUAUGACUGUUGCACCACUUUUCAUGUCUAACCUUAUUCCCAUGGUAUGUCAUGGAGCCACCAGUUCACAGCUGAGCAACAAAAAAAGGUUUCCUUCCCUUUUCCGAACUGUUCCAAGCGACAAGUUCCAAGUGCAAGCCCUCAUACGUGUCCUGCUGGAGUUUGGGUGGAACUGGGUAGCGUUUAUUGGCGGCGAUGAUGAUUACAGUCGGGAUGCCCUUCAAGAAUUUACAGAAGAAAUCAGAUCCGUCGACAUUUGCUUGGCCUAUCAGGAAACCAUCACAAAAAACAUUUCAAAAAUUCCAGCCAUGUUUGAUAAGCUGUCAGAUUUGAACAUCAGCGUUGUUUUGGUAUUCGCUAACCAGGAGUAUGCAGUCCCUUUCAUCGAAAAAGCUAUUGAACGGAAGGUGCAGAAAAUGUGGAUUGCCAGCGAGACAUGGUCUAUUAACCAGAAACUGAUGAAGACCAAAGGCAUUGAGGCUAUAGGCACCGUUUUGGGAAUUACAAUCGGAGGAAUCAAGACCUUACAAGGGUUCAAGCAGUUUGUCAUGCACUCGAUGGUCCACGAGAAAAGGGCCACAUAUCGCAAUGCGUCUCUGGCUGGCCUAGAAGACACGUGCAACCAGGAAUGUUCCGAGUGCCACACAGCAGACCCAAAGAAAAUCCUCAACGAAGACGCAACCUACAGUUUCACCAUUUACUCUGCGGCAUACGCUGUAGCACAUGCGCUGCAUGAAGUCCUGCAGUGUGGAUCACAAGGUUGCAACCGCUCAAAACAAGUCUAUCCAUAUAUGGUUCCAGAGCUGAGGUGUUCACCCGAGUGUCAAAAGGGUUAUAAAAGGGUUCGAAGAGGAUACCAUAUCUGCUGUUUUGACUGCCAUAUGUGCGCAGAGGGAACAUACAUCAAUUACACAGCUGAUCCCACCAAGUGCAGUGAGUGCAGAAGGGAGGAGUGGUCGACGAACGGGAGCGUGAGCUGCACGCAGCGCACUCUGGAGCACCUGGAGCACAGCGAGCUGGUGGCCAUCGGGGUCCUGUUCUCCGCCGCCCUCACCCUGCUGUCCUCGCUGGCCGUGGCGGUGCUCUUCGCCUGCAAGUACGACACCCCCGUGGUGCGGUCGGCGGGGGGCGGCAUGUGCUUCUUCAUGCUGGCCUGCCUCUGCAUGUGCGCCGUCAGCGUGUUCUUCUACGUGGGCCACCCGGGCCCCGUGCACUGCGUCCUCCGCAACCCCGCCUUCGCCGUCUUCUACACCGGCUGCAUGUCCUGCCUGGCCAUCCGCUCCUUCCAGAUCGUCUGCGUCUUCAAAAUGGCCUCCAGGCUCCCCAGGGCGUACGACUACUGGGUGAAGCACAACGGGCAGUGGGCCUCUGUGGGCGCCUCCGUGGCCAUCCAGCUGUUCCUCUGCGGGCUGUGGAUGGGCGUCGACGGACCCCAGCCCAUCACCUACACCAUGGGCAGAGUGAUGGUGUUCGACUGCUCCCUGGGGAACCAUUACAUCUUCUUCAGCGUCCUGGUGUUCCAGGGAAUGCUGAGCGUAGCGGGCUUCAUGUUCGCCUACAUGGGCACCGACCUACCCAAGAACUACAACGAGGGCAAGUCCAUAACAUUCAGCUUGCUGAUAUUUUAUAUCUCCUGGGCCAUGUAUCUGACGGCACACCUGACUCUCAAAGGGAAAUACCUUCCAGCUGUGAACGCCUUCUCCGUCCUCAGUACGCUGCUGGGGAUCCUCCUGGGCUACUUCUUCCCCAAGUGUUACAUAAUCAUUUUAAAGCCCCAAAACAAUACGACCGCCUACUUCCAGACUGCUAUCCAGAGCUACACCAUUCACAGCACAUGA
Messenger RNA from Conger conger (European conger), 2106 nucleotides. RefSeq names its product taste receptor type 1 member 2-like. The transcript is spliced from 5 exons. The record is from RefSeq and is a predicted model, not a curated record. Gene Ontology annotation, molecular function: G protein-coupled receptor activity. The coding region runs from base 1 to 2106 and encodes 701 amino acids. Gene Ontology annotation, cellular component: membrane. Gene Ontology annotation, biological process: G protein-coupled receptor signaling pathway. Lineage: Eukaryota; Metazoa; Chordata; Actinopteri; Anguilliformes; Congridae.